AUGACCAGAAACACAAACUUUGUUUUUUUAACGCUUGCAGUGCUAGACAGCAAGAAGAAUAAUCCUAUGUCAGCUAGGGGUAAUCAUAGUUUAGCUGUUGUGAAAGCAUCGGAAAACUAUGAGGUACUGAAGGAAGCAUUUGGCAAUAUAUUCAAUAGAAUAAACACACUAAACAGGGAGACACAUAUUAGAGUAGGUGAGAAAAUUAUCAACCUUGAAUUGUUUUUUUGGUGGAGAUUAUAAGUUUAUCCUGAUGGUGUUAGGGUUACAAAAUGCUACUUGUAACCAUCUUGCAUUUGGUGCAAGGUUCGUAAGGAUGAUCGAUGGAACAUGUCGCAUGACCUCCGUCAUUUCAAUGAAGGACCUUUAAGGCGGACUAUGAAAGAGAUUAAGGAAAUGGCGAGUAAGUCGAAAAAUAAUUAUUGUUGUGUCAGGCGGCCGUUGGUGGAAAUUGAUCUGGAUCAUAUCGUUCUAGAUGAGUUGCAUUUGAUGUUGAGAGUGGCAGAUGUUUUAAUGGAUAACCUGAUAGAAGAUGUUUUAGAAUGGGAUAAGACAGAGGAUAUGAGUAAGAAGAGAAAUGAAGAAAGAGGAAUUCACCUUAGUACACUGAUUAACACUGUAAGGUCAUGUGGUGUAAGUUUUAACAUUUGGCAGAAAAAGAAUGCUGAUGGGAAAAGUUCUGGGAAGUAUGAUUGUACAAGCUUGCUUGGCAAUGAUAAGAAGAUUUUGUUGCAUGUGUUACCAGGCAAGUUAAGAAUGGCAAUCCAAGAGGAAACCUGUGACACAGUCAUUAAACUUUGGUCAGAUUUCAAUGAGCUCUACAAAAUAAUUAGUAAAGAAGACCCAACUACAGAAGAUAUCGAGAACUACUUUGAGCAAGCAACGACUUGGGUCAAGUUAUUCCUCUCAUUGAGUGGCAAGCGUAAAGGGUACAACAGAGCAAGAGUGACACCUUACAUGCAUAUAAUGGUGUAUCAUAUUCCCCACUUUUUUAGUCUCUUUAAGACAAUUAAAAUCUUUACAGGACAGGGUGUUGAAAGAAACAACGAUGUGGCUCGUAGCACUGUCAUGCGGAAGUCGAAUAAGUGGGAUUGUACGCGUGAUGUUUUAAGGUCAGAGGCAAGGCAAAGGGAACUUAGUCAGCAUGAGCGUAGCAAGAGAACAUAUGAGAAAGUGAAUAAAAUGUACUGGGAGACUGGAAGUUUGGAAAGUAGACAGGAAAAAAGGAAUAGGACUGAAGACCAGUUUAAUUAACCCAUUGAGUCGCAUUGCGCCCUGAUGCACGCUACUUUAUUGUUGUGCUCUGUCUUACGCCAGAUGAUUUUACUAGUCAAGGGGAGAAUGCUGGCGCUUAAUGGGUUAAUUAUGGUUAUGAACUUCACAGAAGUGAGAAUGAAGCCUCUAAUUUCUAACCUUAAGUUUCUUAUAAGGUGCUUAAUUAAUUUUGUUUGUAGUGCAUAUCUAUUUUAAUGUUUCCACAUAUUAAUAUUCAGAUUUACAAAUUGAAAGCUUUGUGAAAUAAUGUUGUUACUGUAAGCACUAACAAUAUAUUGAUCUUUUAAUGCAAACUGCAACCAAGAUUAUCUAUGUGCAGCAUAGGAAAAUACUGCUGCAAAGUUUAACUAUAUUUAUUAGCAAACACCCUGAAGCCAGAGAAUUAUUGAAUGAUCAAACUUUGCAGUAUAGAGCCUUUUUUAAUAUUUUACAGUCAAACCAGAUGUUCUCUUGCGAGCAAAAUAGGACAGGAGCAACAUUCUCUUGCGAACGACAUUCUCUUGCGAACAACAUAGGCAGAUUGCCCUGAGCAAUUUCCAAGCAACGCAAACAAUUGAAAUUGAAAUUCACAAUAGAUUUGUAAACAAAGCCUUUGAUUGGACUAUAAGAAAAAGGGAAGCUCCAAUCCAGUUGCUCAGACUAUUUGAUUGGCUUCCUUUCUGCUAAUAGUCCAAUCAGAGGCUUUGUUUACAAACCUUUUGUGAAUCUCAACUUGCAAUUUGUUCUCAUCGUUUGCAAAUUGUUCAGAGCAAUCUGCCUAUCAAAAUUGCAAUAUUGUGGGACAAUAUAGCAGUGUUGCUUGCAAGGGAACAUCAGGUUUGACUGUAAAUACAGUAUCAAAGUUCUAUGUUGUCAGCAUUGGGCAUAUUUCUGUGAUUUUCUGUCAACAUACAAAUCACUUGGGUAAGUUUUUGGCAGCCUAAAUUAUAGAAUACAUUUCCUAUCACCUUUUUUCGUGCAAACACCAGUUUUGUUUGUUAUAUCUCAGGCUUGUGAAAACUUACCCAAGUGAUUUGCUAUAA
Molecule: messenger RNA, 2297 nt
Organism: Paramuricea clavata
Lineage: Eukaryota; Metazoa; Cnidaria; Anthozoa; Malacalcyonacea; Plexauridae
Source: the annotation of a GenBank genome assembly